AUGUCCGAGUUGGAUGCGGCCAUUAAGGGGCUGAAUCUGGUGAUUUCGUGGGGUGUGCGCACGGUGACAUUUUGUACUGACUCGGCAGCGGUGGCAUCCUCGAUCCGAGACGCGGUGAGCGGCCGGGCGCGGCUGCGGUCGAAGGCUCGGGGCGAGCUGCUCAUCCGCAUGCGCCUGGGGAUCGUCGCCCAGCUGGUGGAGGGGUUUGGGCUGACGCUGGACGUCAAACUGGUGACGUCGGCAGAUAACAUGGCGGACGCGCUCACACGAAUGCCACGUCAUUGGCUUGACGCCACCAGCCUCGCCUCGGGUGUCGUCCUGGAGGACCCGGGAGGCGGCGUGGUGGAGGACGGGAGCUGGCUGCGGCCGGAGGCAAUAGCAGCCAUGCAUAUAAAAAUGGCUGAGCUGGACGCGGCGCUCAGCGGCGUCAACAUGGCGAUCGCGUGGGGUAUCAAAGACAUCGAUCUCCGCACGGACUCAGCGACUGUACAUAAGUGGGUCAGUGACGCGCUGAGCGGCCGUUCGCGCCUCCGGACAAAAGCUCACGCCGAGGUGCUGAUUCGCCGGCGGGUGGACAUCAUUCGGGAGCUGGUGACUGAGUUCCAGUUGACAAUCACGAUCGAGCUCGUCAAAACGGAUGAAAACCCGGCGAACGUGAUGACUCGCGUGCCAAAAGAAUGGCUUCGAGCCUGCAGGGCAGAGGAAGAAGCAGGAGCGAUUACGUGUGCAGCGCCGGUGGCGGCCGCAGUGGUGACGGACGGAGAGCCCACGCCUCCCGACACGGCAGCUAUGAUUCGAGCUGUCCACGAGAACAUUGGACACCAAGGUGUGAGGCGUACGCUAUGGUAUUUGCGGCGUGACGGUGAGCAGUGGGCCACUAAGCCAGCAGUGCGCGCAGUGAUUCGGACGUGUGACGUGUGCCAGUCAAUUGACCCGGCACCGACCCGCUGGCGACACGAGUCACUGGGCGUUCAACUGACCUGGGAGCGUCUCGCCAUCGACGUCACACACUACCGUGGCGAUCACUAUCUGACCGUGGUCGACUGUGGUCCGUCCCGCUAUGGAAUAUGGCGGCGACUGCGCCGGUCAGACGCAGCCGAGAUCACUGCUCAUCUCGAAACCGUCUUCCUGGAGCACGGGGCGCCGGCAGAACUGCUUCUGGAUAACGCCACUGAGUUCCGCGGUCGCCGCAUGGGAGCGUUCGCGGCGAGGUGGGGCGUGACCCUGUGGUUCAGGGAGGUGCACGAGGCAGGCGGGAACGGCAUCGCGGAGCGUCAUCACCGGACGAUCAAAGUGAUGUCAGCCCGCAAAGGAUGUACCAUCGCGGAAUCACUUCACCGCUACAACAUGACGCCCCGAGAUGGCUCGCAGCCUGAGAGCACUCCCGCCGCCGGCGUGUUCCGUCGCGUCGGGCGUGACCUGCCGGUGACCGGCGCUGGCGGACACGAUGACCGGCCGCCGCCGGUUAUCCCGGCAGACUCUGAGCGGGGAACCGGCUUUAGGGAGGGCGACCUGGUGUGGACGCGCCUGGAGGACGCCGUCUAG
Amphibalanus amphitrite is the source of this 1545-nucleotide messenger RNA. RefSeq lists its product as uncharacterized. The record is from RefSeq and is a predicted model, not a curated record. Gene Ontology annotation, biological process: DNA integration. The coding region runs from base 1 to 1545 and encodes 514 amino acids. The transcript has 3 exons. Gene Ontology annotation, molecular function: nucleic acid binding; RNA-DNA hybrid ribonuclease activity. NCBI's taxonomy places the organism in Eukaryota, Metazoa, Arthropoda, Thecostraca, Balanomorpha, Balanidae.